GUGCGGUGGAGGCGAGGAAGCCGCUUGGAACCCCACGUUCCCCCGCCUCACCGAAUGUAACUUGGAGGGAGCGGAGCGACUUCCUGGCGUGCUGGUGGCCUUGGCGUUUUGGCUACUCACUGUCAAGACUCUGUAGUUUGGAAAGAACGAGCGUUUUUUUCUUACAGGAAGACUUAACAAGAGGAAAAUGUCUGUUUUCCCUAAAAUAUCUUUGAGACCUGAGGUUGAACAUUACCUUAAAGAGAGCUUUUUGAAUAAGGAGGUUGUAUCUACUUCAGGUAAACAAGAAGCAGAAAAGAAGUUUGAAACCCUUUUAAAUCACCUGUCGCACCCUCCAUCAUUCACAACAGUUAGAGUGAAUACACAUCUAGCCUCCAUACAGUGUGUGAAAAAUCUGUUACAUGAUGAACUUCAGAAGCAGUUUAAUGGAUUAAGUAUCCCUGUCUUUCAACACCCAGACCUCCAGGAUGUCUUACUUAUUCCAGUUGUUGGACCUAGAAAGAAUAUAAAAAAACAACAUUGUGAAGUUGUUGUUGGAGCACAGUGUGGCAAUGCAGUGUUAAGAGGAGCCCACAUCUAUGUUCCAGGAAUUGUGGCAGCUUCAAAAUUUAUGAAAGCUGGAGAUGUUGUUUCCGUAUACUCUGAUAUUAAAGGAGAAUGUAAGAAAGGGGCCAAAGAAUUUGAUGGAACAAAAAUAUUUCUUGGAAAUGGGAUUUCUGAACUAAGCCGUAGAGAAAUCUUCAAUGGGCUGCCUGAACUAAAAGGAAUAGGGAUAAGAAUGACAGAACCAGUAUAUCUCAGCCCUUCAUUUGAUAAUGUACUAUCCAGUUACUUAUAUUUACAGAAUUUGCCAUCUGCUGUAGUAACUCAUGUGCUAAAUCCUCAACCUGGAGAGAAAAUUCUAGACUUGUGUGCAGCACCUGGAGGCAAAACAACACACAUUGCAGCACUUAUGCAUGAUCAGGGAGAAGUAAUAGCACUGGAUAAAAUAUCCAAUAAAGUAGAAAAAAUAAAGCAGAAUGCUUUAUUGUUGGGACUGAAUUCCAUCAGGGCAUUUUGCUUUGAUGGAACAAAGGCGCUUAAACUUGAUAUGAGCCAGGAUACAGAAGGGGAACCUCCAUUCUUACCAGAAUCUUUUGAUCGCAUUCUUCUUGAUGCACCCUGUAGUGGAAUGGGACAGAGACCUAACAUGGCUUGUACUUGGACACUGAAGGAAGUAACAUCAUAUCAACCAUUACAGCGAAAACUCUUUACUGUGGCAGUUCAGCUGCUGAAGCCAGGGGGUGUGCUGGUGUACAGCACGUGCACGGUGACACUGGCAGAAAAUGAAGAGCAAGUCGCCUGGGCCCUCGCCACAUUUCCUUGCCUUCAGCUUCAGCCCCAGGAACCCCUAAUUGGAGGAGAAGGAAUGGUGGGAGCUGGCCUAUCAUUAGAACAAUUGAAACAGCUGCAGCGAUUUGAUCCAUCUGUUGUGCCAUUGCAGGACACUGACAUUGAUUCCUUUAAAAACGCCAGAAUGGAAGACAUGAUUUGGCUGGCAAAUAAGGAUUGUAUUGGUUUUUUUAUUGCAAAGUUUGUAAAAUGCAAAAACACAUAGAAGGAUCUUCCGAAAUCAAAAUGUCAAGCAUUUGCUGUCAUCUUUUUUUGUCCCACAGUGUUGGGCCAACUGAAUGAUGGAAUGGUUGCUCAGGAAACAGAAAGGCUGCCAGUGGUUUCACCAGGGAUGAAGAACACAGUGGGGGGUGCUAUAGGGUUACAUUCUGUGUUUUUAAGAGAAAUUUUUCAUCCUGGAUUAAGAACAGUAUAAUGAAAAGGAGAUGCCUAUAGAUGCCUGGAACAUUCUCUUUUGGGCUCUUGUGUUUUAAACUGUGAAGAAUAUACAUAGUUUUUAAUGUUAAAAUUAUUGAAUCUCAUAAAGGAAUGAAAUAACAAUAUUUAAUGCUUAUAAAAAUAAUUGUUUUCUAUUCCCAAGUUCUGAAAUUGUAUUUCUUUAAGAAUUCAGGCCCCGGGAAGUCUUAACUUUUUUCAUUUGCCAAUAACUGUGUUAAGUGUUUUGCUUGACUUUCUCUGCCUAUUUUCUAAAUCAACUUAAAAAAAAAAAUUAUUUACUUGAGUUACACAGAGAGGAGAGGCACAGAGAGAGGUUUUCCAUCUGCUGGUUCACUCCCCAAUUGGCUGGAGCUGCACCGAUCCAAAGCCAGGAGCUUCUUCCAGGUCUCCCAUGCAUGUGCGGGGGCCCACAGACUUGGGCUGUUCUGCUUUCCCAGGCCAUAGCAGAGAGCUGGAUGGGAAGUGGAGCAGCCGGCACUGCAAGAGGUGUCUUUACCUGCUACACCACAGCGCCAGCCCCUAAAUCAACACUUUGAAGGGAAGUUUAGAUCUCUUCAUUGUAUAGUCUGCUUUCUUUAUAUUCAAUUUUUAUCCUGAUUUUAAACUGAAAAGUAAAUGGAGUAUUUUUUACUUUAUAGAUUUUUAAAAAAAAUAAGACUAUUCCACAAUCUGGGUAAUUUUUAUCAUCUACUAGAGCACAUAUUAUGCAAGUGAUGAGAAAACCAGCUUCUGCCAGCUGGGAACUGGCUUGUCCCUUCCAUCUGGGGCUUGCUGUUAUUCUACUUAGCACAGUUUUGCAAGACACCCAAGUCAUACAGGGCCCCUGUGCCUGUGAUAGAUUAAGACCAAAAAAGGUCAUUUCAUAAUCAAGUCUGAAUUUAGCCAAAAGUUAGACCACUGUAUGAAAUGCAAGAAUGACCAAACAUCCCCUUAGAGUGGCCAAUGUGACUGCUUUUAUUUAUUUUUUUUAAAUACAGGCCUGGGCUUCCUUUAUUCUAUUUACUUUCCAGAUAAGAAUCUAUUGAAUUACUUAUUAUUUAGUUGUAGUUUGUAGUCUUUCAUAUGGGGUUAAACACCUCAAACAGGUUAGCUUUCAUUCAGAUAAUCCAGUAAUUAAAAGGACAACAGUAAACAACUGCCUGAUAGCUUAUUUUCUUCCUCAUAGGUUUCUUUUGGGAAGUUCCUCCUAACUUUAUUCCAUUAGUAAUGGUUAGAGGGUCUCUUGGAUCAGGUAAGAUCUUUAAAUGGGCUCUUAUUUGAAGAAGCCUUUUGGAUCCCCUUUCUCUGCGGUUGGUCAGGCACUUUUUUCUCUGUAUAUCUCAAGGUUGCAUGUCUGUUCUCACGGUAUUUAACACACUGUCAUUCUAGUUUACUAGCCAUGCCCCUAAAUGAACCUCACACUUGGGAAACAUCCUGUGGGCAGAGACCUUAUGUUUUCUUUCUGUCACUGCUUCAGAGCAGAUAAUCAUGUACUUUAAUCUUGGGGGAACUUAAAAUAACUUUUCUCUAAGUACUGACUGACUCUAAAUUUGCCAGUCUGCCUUUUGUCCAGGAAACGUCAUUUGACUGAGAGAAACACUAUUUACCUAUGGUAUUUUUGUUUCCAGGGGUCAGCGUACCUCCUCAGACUUUUAAACAACUCCACAAAACACAUUUGUUAUUCAUGCUCACUGCUAAGCUAGGAUAAAAAUGGGUGAAAAUGAGCCUUAGAACAAACUCGUACUGUUGUAAAUUACUGAUGCCAGCAAAAUAGCAGAAAACUUUGCAUAUUAAAAAUGGGAAGGACGGGGGUGGGGGGGGGGUUGCGGCGCGGCGCCAUGGCUCACUUGGUUAAUCCUCCACCGGAUUCUAGUCCUGGUUGCUCCUCUUCCAGUCCAGCUCUCUGCUGUGGCCCAGGAGGGCAGUGGAGGAUGGGCCAAGUCCUUGGGCACCUGCUCCCACAUGGGAGACCAGGAAGAAGCACCUGGCUUUGGAUCAGAUCGGCACGGCGCCCAUUUGGGGAGUGAACCAACGGAAGGAAGACCUUUGUCUCUCUCUCUCAUUGUCUCUUAUCUGUCAAAUAAAAAAAAAAAAUGGGAAGGCCGAACAAUUUUCAGUGGAUUUAUUCCUUUUGAAAAAUUAUGCAAAGUGGAAAAGAAAGCACAUGUGUGGGGGUGGGCUUUUAGUUAAGACAAGAUGCCUGCCAAUAUCAGUGUCAGAGUAUCUGGGUUUGAUACUUGGCUCUGGCUUCUGAUUCCAGCUUCUUGUUAAUGCAGAUCCUGGGAGGCAGCAGAUGACAGGUCAAGUAGUUGAGUUCCUGUCACUCGUGGGGGAUCUGGAUUGACUUCCCAGUUCCAGCUCUGCACAGCCCUGGCCUUUGUCAAAGUGAACCGGUCCCCACCACCACAUCUCUCUCUCAAAUUAAAAAAAAAAAAAAGUAACAAUCUUAAAGGAUAUAAACAUAUAAAGAAAAAA
Lepus europaeus (European hare) is the source of this 4284-nucleotide messenger RNA. It is a transcript of the gene NSUN6, whose product is annotated as NOP2/Sun RNA methyltransferase 6. Gene Ontology annotation, molecular function: methyltransferase activity; RNA binding. Lineage: Eukaryota; Metazoa; Chordata; Mammalia; Lagomorpha; Leporidae. The record is from RefSeq and is a predicted model, not a curated record. Gene Ontology annotation, biological process: RNA methylation. The transcript is spliced from 11 exons. Bases 188 to 1597 code for a protein of 469 amino acids.